AUGGCUUCCUCUAAGCUCAGAAGCUCAUGUUCCUUCCCCAAUCUCCUCCUCUCAUGCUUGAAUUUCACUCUCGUCAUCCUCUCUGCAACCUCUCUCUUCCCCAUCAUCCUCCUCAAAAUGCCCCCAACUUCUCUAGGCUGGGCAUUCCUCACAGUCUCUUCAAUUUCACUUCUCUCCUCCUUUGUGGGAUUCUACUCUCAUCUCACCCACUUCUGCUUCAUAACCCACCUCUCCCUCCUUCUCGCCUCCUCAAUCGGUCAAUUACUCGCCAUUUUAGCCCUCUUCACCAAAGAAAAACCGAGCCUUUCUCUACUAAAAUCGCCAAGAGACCCGAGAGAGGCUAAAGUGUUGGUGAGAUUGGAGUGUGGGAUUUUAAUGGCAAUGUUUGUAUUGCAAAUUGGUGUGUUGGUAUUGAUGUGUGCUGUGCAUAGUUGUUGGGUGAGAGAGUAUGAGGGUUUGGAAUCAGAGAGAGAGGCAAUGGAGAGGAAGAGGAGUCGGAGGAUGGUGAGGGUGCAGGAGGAAUCGAUGGCGACUGUGGCGAAAAUGGCAGAGAUGAAAGGGAAGGAGUUGGAUGAGAAGGUGAAGAAUAAGUACGGGCAAUGGGUAAAAAAUGAUUUGGAAGGCUAA
Molecule: messenger RNA, 627 nt
Organism: Camellia sinensis
Lineage: Eukaryota; Viridiplantae; Streptophyta; Magnoliopsida; Ericales; Theaceae
Product: Putative membrane lipoprotein
Source: RefSeq, a predicted model, not a curated record